Messenger RNA from Pocillopora meandrina, 703 nucleotides. NCBI's taxonomy places the organism in Eukaryota, Metazoa, Cnidaria, Anthozoa, Scleractinia, Pocilloporidae. The record is from the annotation of a GenBank genome assembly.
AGUAACUAUGCCGAGAAAAGCGAGAUCACUUUCGAAGAGAAAGACCAUGUAAUCCUGUACCAUUAUAUCUUUCGGAUCAAAAAUGGCGGGCUUUUCAAUCUUCGAAACUCUACACGUUGUGGAUUCGUUGUGGUAAACUGUCUAUUUGUUUUGGCCAUGGCUACAUUGGAUAGCACCUCUGAACUCAGUAAUCUUUUGGAUACUUGGCGAAAGGAAGAUCAGGAUAAUGUAUCACCCGUUAAAGUACUAAAAAGGUUGGUAAAGUAAAAUAGUAGUAGUAUUUUUUGGUAAAAUUUCCGCACAGCCCCCUACUAUCGUAAAAACAAAAGCUGUUUCCCCAAUGGCAAUGUGUUGUUUUUGUCAUUGCUUUCUCUAUCCAAGAACUAAAUGCAUAAUGUAGGAUGGGGCUGUGCGGAAAUUUUACCCCUGCUUGUGUUAAAACUAUUGUUGGAUUGGCAUGUGGCUGUAAUUACAUACCAAAAACAUUUUCUUUUCCCCUCUCAGAACGAAUGAAACAUAGCAUGGAAAGGCACUGUUCAGAAAUGAUGAAUUUAUGGACAAACUAAUGAACUCCUACAUCAUGAGCACUGUGGAACAGUUUGAUCUGAACUGCACUGCAGCCAGAGUGUUGUUAAAUGCCAUACCUGGGCUGGAAAGUGCUGCAGUUUUUCAGGAUAUGGUAAGUUUAGCAAAGGUAUUCUAA